This is a messenger RNA of Pieris brassicae (large cabbage white), 4668 nucleotides long. Its product is annotated as CUGBP Elav-like family member 1. Gene Ontology annotation, cellular component: ribonucleoprotein complex; cytoplasm; nucleus. Lineage: Eukaryota; Metazoa; Arthropoda; Insecta; Lepidoptera; Pieridae. The record is from RefSeq and is a predicted model, not a curated record. Gene Ontology annotation, molecular function: mRNA 3'-UTR binding. Bases 284 to 1855 code for a protein of 523 amino acids. Gene Ontology annotation, biological process: mRNA splice site recognition; regulation of alternative mRNA splicing, via spliceosome. The transcript is spliced from 11 exons.
CAACAGAUAGAAAGACAAUGAGCAUGUAAAGUGUUUGUUAAGCAAGAGUGCAUAAGUGAUAGUGUGUGAAAAAAAAUGUGUCCGUGUAAUCGGACAGGACACUGACCCGUGCGAAGUUUGGUUACCGGGGACGCGUCUGUCAGGUGGCAAUGACGCGGGUAGCGGGUGUGCCCCCGCGCUUAUCAGGAGAUAAGGCGGUGGCUGAUAAAAUCGGCCUAGUGGCAAACGUGGGCAAGUCUUCACCGUGACCAGGCUGCUUGCUAGACAGCGGCCGCCGCCCGUCAUGCUUCAUUCGCUAAACGCACUCGCCGGCAAGAUAUCGCCGGGCGGCGGCCUCGACAACAACGCAAACAAACACACGCAUCCGAACAGGAACUACAAGGCGUAUGCGCCGUCAUCACCCUACUCCAAAACUAAUGGGAUAAAUAAUAUGAAUAUAAAUAAUAACAACAACUGUACGAGUAUCAAUAACAACAACAAUGACGAGACAUCGGAGAUGCCGGACCCUGACUAUAUUAAGAUGUUCGUUGGGCAAGUACCUCGAAGUAUGGAUGAAAAUGACUUACGGCUGAUGUUUGAGGAGUUUGGUCGGGUGCAUCAGAUUAACGUGCUGAGGGAUAAGAUCACUGGUGCCAGUAAAGGAUGCUGUUUUGUGACGUUUUUCACGCGAAAAGCAGCCCUGAAAGCGCAAGACGCUUUGCACAAUAUCAAAACUUUGUCAGGGAUGCACCAUCCGAUUCAAAUGAAGCCGGCUGACAGUGAAAAUAGAAAUGAGCGCAAGUUAUUUGUGGGAAUGCUCAACAAGAAGCUAUCAGAGAAUGAUGUCAGAGCGUUGUUCGCGGGACACGGCGCUAUAGAAGAAUGUACUGUGUUAAGGGACGCACAGGGCCAAAGCAAAGGGUGUGCAUUCGUAACAUUCGUCUCUAAACAAGCUGCAAUUGCUGCUAUUAAGACGCUUCAUCACAGCCAAACCAUGGAAGGUUGUUCGGCACCCCUUGUUGUAAAAUUCGCGGAUACGCAAAAAGAAAAAGAACAAAAGAAACUGCAAGCAAUGCAGGCUAGCCUCUGGGGCCUGACGCCUGUGACGCCGACUUAUCAGCUGCCUUCGGAGGCGGCCUUAUCACCGGCAACGCAGCUGCAAUUGUUGCAGCAGUUGCAGGCGGUUGGACUGCAGCAACAGCUUCUACAAGGCCAAGGCUCAACAUUGUUACAAGGUAUUAACUACCCAGAUAUCGCUUUCAACGGUGCAGGGCUAAGUGGCGGAGCGGUGAGUGGGGUCGGGACAAUUGGUGGAUCGGACCAACUCGGUGGGCUUCUAGCGCCGGUGUCUGUGCAGAACUUAGCUGCGCUAGCGGCCAUUACGCAGCCCCCGGUCGUGACGCAAGCGGCGCCUAUGGCCCCCGCUACGGCCCAACAGCCUGCAGCGCCACAACUAUGUCUUCUCGGAAAGACUAACAUCACAGGGUCAACAGCUGAACCUCUAAGCUCUGCGUACGCGGCACAGUUUGGUACUUUCGCUGCGGCGCCCUUGGGGUCUGUGCUUGGUACGGCCGCUGCCGCAGCUGCUGGGAAGCAGGUUGAAGGCCCGGAGGGCGGCAACCUGUUCAUCUACCACCUACCGCAGGAGUUCACAGACACGGACCUCGCGUCCACCUUCCUACCCUUCGGUCACGUGAUAUCAGCCAAAGUGUUCAUAGACAAACAGACGAACCUCUCGAAGUGUUUCGGUUUCGUCUCGUACGACAAUGCCGCGUCGGCGCAGGCCGCAAUACAGGCCAUGAACGGAUUCCAAAUCGGUACAAAGAGACUCAAAGUUCAAUUGAAACGUUCGAAAGAGCUCUCGAGACCGUACUAGAUGAACGGUGGCGAGUGAGUUGUGAACGAAAAGGUUGUUUGACAUUUGUUGUGAUGUAUCCGGUGCACUCGAACGACUAGCUGUAAGGGAAUGCGUCCAAGUGCACAGUUGUUAACUAAUAAGUGUAAGGUUAAGGUUUGUGUCGAUGCUGUGCGCUAACAGGAACUAAUACUAAGCGAGAACGAGAACACGCUUAGUAUUUUUUAAUGUUGACCUCAGCAAAAAUUUUAUCGUUUCCAAAGUAUUCCCCAAAAUCAUUUAAAGCUAUCGUGUUAUUUUAUUAUUAAAUUUUAAGUCAUAUUCUAUUUAGUUGCGUUCUAAAACUAAUGUACGAAGACGCCAAAGAGCUGAGACAACUUUUUUUCAACGAGUGUCAUAUUUUUAAUUUAAGUUUGAGUCCAAAGCGCAGCACUACCGUUUUGGUACUGAGGCCAAUGUUCGGCAACUUGUAGCGGCCUGUUUUCGCUUAUAUUGAACAAUUCAAUCAGAAGAAAACAGGCCGUUCAAAGAUAACGAACAAGGGAAUAAAGUAAUCAUAGUUAUUAUUUACUACUUGUUACUACGAAUAAAUGAAUGUUAUUUUCAAAUAUUACCUGUAUUUGUUACCAACAAAUGUGGCCAUUUUUUAAAACAGACGUUUUGAGUUCUUUGAUUUAAAAAUAAGGUUUUAGGUUAAUAAGAUGAUCUCAAAGUGAUCAAUGUGUUUAUUGUUUACCUUGUUGUCUGUCGUAGUGUACUUAACAUGUGUUUUAACAAAGCUUCGAUUCGUAGAACUAUAAAAGGCUCGUAUUCCGAGACGUAUAUCGAACCGAAUCUAGUUUAAAGAACUGUCAAAUGAUUGUUUAUCUACUAAUUUUGAAGUUUAGGAAUACGGGUUAUAAUUUCUGUAAAAGAAAUUCUAGACAGACGAACUUUUUAUCGCAAAUGACCACACAUCGGAACAUCGAACGCUGAUAUAGUCAAAAUGUCUUAGUAUUUAAGUAUUUAAUAUAUUAACUAAGUUUGUGUAAGUUUCACUUUCUUUCGACUUCUAUUCGUUUAGCGACGGCCACUUAGCACAUAUGCUCAAUUCUGCUUUUACUACGUUUAGUAUUUUAAAAAAUUGUAUAUAUAUAUGGCACUUACGUGGGACUUUACUCUAUAUUUGAUUAGAUGUUUCUUAUUAAAAUUAAGUGUUCGUAUCAUUUUCUUAUGAAAGUUAUUUAGAAAAUUAAAUUUAAAAAAUUAAAAACAUAUUUUAAUACUACUUAGAUUUGUGCCAAUUGUAAACGUUAAUUUCGGCAAAUUGAAUGUUGCAGUUCUUACAACUGGUUAAUAGCGAAACUGGUUUGAGGAUAGCGCCAUCUAUCGUUUGCGUGAUUUUUUAGAUUACAAUUGUUUGACAUAACGAGUUUUACGAUCGGUAUUGCCUAUGAUGUGACAUACUACUGAAAAAAAAGUCAUGUUAUUUACAAUUUAUUCUGGCUUUUACUGUACUUAUAUUUAGCAAAUUAUAUUGUAUGAGUUUAUUUAUAGCCUUAAGUUGCGGCCCCACUAGAGUCCUGGAACACAUUAGAUUUUUUAACCAGAACAAGUUCCGCAUUUUAAGAUUAGAUGGUGAUGAUUCUGCAGACAGGUACUGACGAUGAUGGAGCACCUAAGUGGAGCCGUAGUAAUUGUUAAUUUUAGUCUGGUCUCGGUGUCUCAACAAAGACAAUACCAAUAUUUAGACUGAAUAAGUUCCCUUUUCUUUGUUCAUAUCAAACUUAUUAUCAAAACUAACGUGAAAUAUUUCACAAAUAUUAGGUUAAUUUCAUUUAAUUUAUUGAAACGGGUUGUUCUGCGAAACAGCAUUCUUCGCAUAUUGUUUUAGGAAAUAGACGAAUUAUUUCGUAGAUGACAGUGUUAAAUUUUAAAGAUACUAUAUAAAUUUGUUCAGUGUUCGGCUAAUGUUUUAAUUUUUUUUUUAUAAAUAAAAGUCGGCUACUAGCCACAUUGUGAAUAGACUAUGUUCGAUCUUCACCGACUUUUUACGACGUUUUGGAGAAUACUCUUCAAACUUGAUUCAUAUAGAUUAAACUGAUGACUACGAGGAAAACGACGCGUCAAAAACUCGGUGAACUUGAAGCUACGUAAGCUAGAUAAUGAAAUGUAUAAAUUUUAACUUAACUAUAGUUAGGUGUCUCUGGAGAGAAUCCAUUGUUGUUGUACUUUGUAAAAUCGAUAAAACUGUUAGAUUUGUACAGAAAAAAAAACAUUGAUUAUGUACAAGGCUUUUCAAGCACGACCGCCACUAAGUUGAUAUUUUUCAUGUAAUUAUGUUACCUCACCUAUGGUUACUGCAUUUUCAAUAGUGUUCAUUCAAUGACAUUUUUUUAUUAAAUUUCAAUCGUAAUGUUUUAAGGUUAUCAUUUAAAUGUUUCAUUAAAUUACAGAAGAUUUAUUUCUACGGUGACAAAUGACUAAAGGUAGUGAGAAUUAAGGGGGAUUUUACAAUUUCACGAUAUUUUCUCAUUCAACUGUUACUUACGUUGAAAGUAUGGACUAUUGAUUUGAUAUUCAACUACAGAAGUUAUUGAAAAAUCUCCACGGGUCUAAGGAUUAAGAAUUUUCGAUUACUUUAAGCAUUGUACACUUUUGUUAGAAUACAGGUUUUAAUAUUAAAAAUACAAUAUGGCGUCACGGUCAAACAAAGUCAUAUCGCUAAUGCCGCAGUAAAUAUAUUUUUUCCUUAAUCUACGGCACUAUAUCCUAUGUACAAUCGAUGUAAAAAAAGAACUGUUUUAUACAACACCCGUUUUGUUGAUAUAAAUGUAAAUAAAUGUCAAGUUAAA